CUGCAAUUUAUGCGCACUCAAAUUUUCGUGUUCGUUGAAACAGGAAUGAGAGAAAUCUCGGCUUGUCAUCAAGCCAAAUGUCCGUCAUUUUUUCAUCUGUGGUUGUCCCUAUAAUUCGCCAAAAUUCCGUCGUUUAAGAAUUCCCGUGUUCGUUCGACUGAACUGUCAGUCCAGGGUGGGCAUUGUAACAAGUACUGGAGCACUGAGCCUGGCGGCGCACUUUACCGAGACCAGUUAGACGUUAACUUCGAACCCGAGUGGGAGCCUAGCUGAUAUUUACUGGGUUCAAUCUGGUUCCAGUUUGCUAUCCUUCUUCGAAUUUCCUAGCAUAUCCCUUGACUUUGGCCUCGAUUUGUGGACUAUUUUAUCUAUCUCUUUGCUCAAGCAUUCUUAAAGGAACUCUGUUACCAUAAUGGAACAACUUAAUGCUAAAAGCCUGAAAACCGAGCUGUUUGACAGCUCAGAAAUGACUCUCAAGGAUAUCAUUGUAUCUAAGAUCAACGAUCCCACGAUGAGAGAGGAUGCUGAUGAUGCUUUUUUCAUUGGAGACCUUGGGGACAUCAUCCAGAAGCAUCGCAAGUGGCUCCGAAAUCUGCCAAGAGUGGAGCCCCAUUAUGCUGUGAAAUGCAACCCAGAUGCUCAUGUUCUGAAGCUUCUUGCAGGCUUAAACAUUGGCUUUGACUGUGCCAGCAAGACUGAAAUCCAGGAGAUACUCAAGAUUGGUGUGUCUCCUUCCCGGAUCAUCUUUGCCAACCCCUGCAAACAACGAUCCCAUCUCAAGUACGCAGCCGAGAAUGAUGUGCGUCUUAUGACCUUUGACAACGAAGCAGAGCUGCUCAAGGUCAAGAAGGUCUUCCCUGAUGCCAAGCUUGUUCUUCGUAUCCUAACUGAUGAUUCCACUGCCCAAUGUCAACUGGGUCUCAAGUUUGGCUGCCAUCCUCGUCAUGCCCCCGCUCUGCUUCGUACCGCCCAAGACUUGGAGCUUGAUGUCGUUGGAAUCAGCUUCCAUGUUGGCAGUGGAUGCCGCGACCCCAUGACCUACAUUGAGUCAAUCCGUAAUUCCAAGGAGCUUUUUGACUUUGGCAAUGACCUUGGUUUUAAGAUGAACCUCCUUGACAUUGGAGGGGGAUUCCCCGGCCAGGAUUCGGCACCAAUCAAAUUUGAGGAGUUUGCGACAGUCAUCAACCAAGCCCUCGCGGAGAACUUUCCCGUAGGUUGCGGAGUGCGUGUGAUUGCUGAGCCCGGUCGUUUCUACGUCGCCUCUGCCUUCACUUUAGCUGUCAACAUCACUGCUAAGCGAAUGGUAGCUAGAGAUGUCCCAACCUUCAAAGUCCCCGAAAGCGAAGAUAUUGUGGCCAACACCAUAGCUCCCUCUAAGUGCGAUGAGCCUGCCUUCAUGUACUACGUCAAUGACGGUGUCUACGGCUCAUUCAACUGUCUUCUCUUUGACCAUGCUGAAGUCGAACCUACCCUUCUAAAGGAGCGUGUUGGGGACGUCCAGAUGUUCUCCACCAGUAUCUGGGGGCCAUCUUGUGAUGGUUUGGAUCGCAUCAUUGAGAACCAUCUCAUGCCUGAGCUGGAAGUUGGAGAAUGGCUUAUCUUUCAAGACAUGGGAGCCUAUACUAUGUGUGCCAGCUCUGAAUUCAAUGGCUUCAAACGACCCAUCUUAUAUUCCAUCAUAUCCAAGGAAUAUCUGUCCAUCGUAGAGCACAUCACUGACCAGCCUAAGCCACGUAACAGCUGCAAGGCUUCCUUCACUCAGCUGGCUACAUCACCACCAAGAGGCUUCUUUGAUGAGAACAGCUGCUUGGUUGAUCUCCCAGAUCCACCCUACGAUGACAUCUACAGUUUGGUGGAUGGUGGCGCCUGCCGAGAGAUCGCUGCAGAGAUUUGACAGUUCCUCAACAACAAAAACAUAUCCAGAUACCCAAGAUCCUAAGUCUCACUCUGAUAUUCUUGAUCGGUAGCAGUUGGUUUCCUUAACAAAAGAAUGUCAUAUUAUUCUGUAAUGUCAUGCUUUAUACUUUCUUGUUUUCCUGUGAUAUAUAUAUAUAUAUCCAUGGUAGUUUAAGUUGUGAUUAGCUCCUUUAAGAAUGCUUGAUUGAUGUGCGUUAUAUCCCUCCAUAUCAAGUUCCUUUGUCUUUUAUUAGCCUAUAUCAAUAUGAUCUUAAAGAGAGUAAUUGCCAAGAUGUGUUACUUGCUUCAAUACAUGUAACACAUGUUGAAAACCCCUUUCUUUCUGAACAUUAGUAACUUAGCAGUUCUUUCCUUUAUAAUUAUGUGUCUGUAUAUAUACCAACUGGAACUAUAUUUGUUGUGGUGUACUGUAGAAAAAUAAGAAGCAGCUUACCUUAAAAUAAAUUUGUUGUGUCUUGGUUAUAUUACAUCAGUAGGACUGGUAUUGUAAUUUAUUUAUAUUUGGAUUUCGUUUUUGUGGAUUUUUAAAAAAAAUAGAAAAUAUAUGUCAUAUACAAUGGAUGCUAUCAACAAUGAAGUGCCAGAAAAAGAAAUUGCCUCCUACUCGCGUUUAUCUUUUUUGAUUCUCUGGAAAUUUUCAAAUUCCGGAUUGAAGGCAAGGCACAUUUUUCACGUAUGAAAACUCAAACAAAACAGAAUUUCAGGUCUUAUUUUUGACAAUCUGCAAAUUAGCAUUAAUUGCCGAUUGCGAGUAAUUGUGAUGGAGGAUUCUUUGAUGUUUUCUAUUAAAAAUAGCAAAACGUAUUUGAUAUGAGCAUUUAUAUUAUAUGAUUCUUAAGCCUCAAAGGAUUAUUUCAGGUUAUUGAUGUAUGAUGGUAUUGUGGAUAUACAACAUUUAAAAUUCAAGAGAAAAAUUAUUUGUCUGAUGUUCCCACCAAUGAAUGAGAAUUGAUGCUUUCUUUUACAGUCCUACCUGUAAUGAUUUUACUAGUAAGAGAUAUUUGCUUUAGUUUCAUCUAUGCUGCUAUAUUUCAUGCUAAGAUUCUUCAUUGGUGUACAAAAAUAAGCAACUACUAAUCAUAUGAAUUAUAAAUUAACAGAAUUAUUGGAAUUGAAAUUGACAUGUUUGAUGUCUUAUGUAUGCUUUUCUUUUAUUUAGGGCAUGUUGUAUAAUUUUCUUUCUGAAAGUAAUUUAGUAUUAAUUAAGUGAGAUCAGUAUUAUGCAUUGAGUACACUGUCCUGUUCUGAAUGUUAAAUGGUCAGAACUGGAAACCAGGCAUUACUAAACAAGUUUUAUGAAUGACAGGUAAUAUUUGAUUAGUUGAAUAUAUAUCGUUAUCAAUGUAUUUGUGAGAAUUUGAUGUUAAAAGUUAAAUGCUAUUAUUCAAUCCUUUCUCUAGGUUAUUUUGGUAUGUUCUUUGUAAGAAAAAAAAGUAUUAAUGAAAGUAGAGCAUAAAUUGUUAGUACAGUCCAUUUCCUCUCAUAUUGUUGAAGCAUUUAGGGGACAAUUCAAUAUGAAUCAAAGUUUAAUUCUAUCUACUGGAAAGCCUUUCAAACUUGACAUAUCUAAUCUUGGCUCUUGGCUCCAUAUAUUUCAUUUAUCUGCAACAUGGUUAUACUCUCGUAUUGCAUGAUUGGCACAUAUAGUGGUUGAAUAUAUAUAUCCUUGUAUUACAGGAAUGUUUCAUUUUGUGGCUAUCUGCUCUAUGAUAAUUUUAAUCUAAAAUUUUUCUUUCAUUUAAGAGACAAUUAUUUUUGGUUUACAGUUUACUCCAUUGUAGCAGGAAUAAAUGGUUGGCUUAUUAUCACAAAUGA
Molecule: messenger RNA, 3732 nt
Organism: Lytechinus variegatus (green sea urchin)
Lineage: Eukaryota; Metazoa; Echinodermata; Echinoidea; Temnopleuroida; Toxopneustidae
Gene: odc1
Product: ornithine decarboxylase-like
Exons: 13
Coding region: 413-1894 (493 amino acids)
Cellular component (GO): cytoplasm
Molecular function (GO): ornithine decarboxylase activity
Source: RefSeq, a predicted model, not a curated record